AUGGGUGGUUUACUCUUUGGUUAUGAUCUUGGGAUCACGGGAGGAGUGACUUCCAUGGAACCUUUCCUAAUAAAAUUCUUUCCUAGUGUUUAUAAACAAAUGCAAGACGAAUCUAACCACGAAAGCCAAUAUUGCAAAUUUGACAAUGAGCUCCUUACUUUGUUCACCUCUUCAUUAUAUCUUGCUGCAUUAGUAGCUUCUUUUUGUGCUUCCACAACCACAAGAAUGAUGGGACGCAAGACCUCAAUGUUUGUAGGUGGUUUGUUUUUCCUUGUUGGUGCUUUGUUGAAUGGUUUUGCCAUCAAUAUUGAGAUGCUUAUCAUAGGUCGUUUAUUGCUUGGUUUUGGUGUUGGAUAUUGUAAUCAGUCUGUACCUGUGUAUUUGUCUGAAAUGGCCCCAACAACGAUAAGAGGUGCACUCAACAUUGGUUUUCAAAUGAUGAUCACAAUUGGCAUAUUAAUUGCAAACCUUAUCAACUAUGGGACUGCAAAACUAGAAUAUGGUUGGAGAAUUUCUUUAGGUAUUGGUGCAGUCCCCGCAAUAAUGCUAUGUGUGGGAUCUCUUUUCUUAGGUGACACACCAAACUCUCUCGGUUGA
Sphenostylis stenocarpa is the source of this 597-nucleotide messenger RNA. NCBI's taxonomy places the organism in Eukaryota, Viridiplantae, Streptophyta, Magnoliopsida, Fabales, Fabaceae. The record is from the annotation of a GenBank genome assembly.